AUGACGCCAUCUUUCCUUUUCUGGCAGUUAGAUGCUCAUCCAUAUUCUAUACAGUAUCUUCAUUCGACGCUGCUUUCAUUUUUGUUUCUCCUAUUUUCACUGGUGUUUUUUUUUCUUUUUUCUUUUUUUUAUCGCUCCUCUCUCUUUUUCUCCCCCCUCUCUCUCUCUCUAUCUCUCUCUCUCUCUCUCUUUUUACUCUGUACUCUUACUAUUUCUUUUUUGCUCACUUUCCACCAUUUUCUCUUUUCUUGGUCUUUUCUGUUUACUUCGUCUUUUCUGUCUCUUCAGUUUUUUUUUUUUUUUUAUCUAUUUUUAUCAUUUCGUUUAUAUUCUUCUUUUUCUUUCUUUUCUGGUUCUUUUCUCUUGACGUAUUCUGUCUCUUCUGCCUAUCCUUCCAUUUCUUUUCGAUCCUUUCUGUCGCUUAUAUCUCCUCUAUUUUGUCUAUUAUUCAUUUUUCUAUCUCUCCUAAUUGUUUUCUUCUCUUCCGUCUGUUAUUGUUAUCAUUCUAAUAUGUUUCUCCUCCUCCUCCUCCUUCUUCUUCUUCUUCUUCUUCUUCUUCUUCUACUACUACUACUACUACUACUUCGUAUACUACUUAUUUCUUCUCUUAUUUUUUUCUGUAAAUUUUCUUUCUUUUCUAUCUAUUAUGUCUCUUUAUUUCUCUUCUGUCUGUUCUUCAUGUUUUCCAUUGUUCUUUUUUAUUUUCUGUCACUUCUGUUUAUUCACAUUAUUUCCCCUCUUCUUUCUUAUAACUUUUUUUCUUCUUCUUCACUGCCUCUUCUGACUACUGUCCUUCUUUUCUAUCUUUUCUUUCUGUUAUGUCUCUUCUUCUUCUUUCCUAACUCUCUUUCUUUAUCUUUUCUCUUUUUUCUUAUUUAUCUUUUCUUACUCUUCUCUUUCUUUUUCUGUCUCUAUAUGUCUCUUCUGUUACUUUUAUAUCGCUUCUUCAUUUCUAACUUUUCUUCGUUUCUUGAUUGUGUCUCCAUCCACUUUUCUUCUUCUUCUUCUUCUUCUUCUUCUUCUUCUUCUUCUUCUUCUUCUUCUUCUUCGUCUCAUCUUUUUACCUCUCUUCUUCCUCUCUUCUUCUUCUUCUUCAGCUCUACUUCGACGCCUUUUUCAUUCUUCUUAGGACUGUUAAUUUUUUCUUUUUAUUUUCUUUUCCUUAUUAUUAAUAAGUUAUUUUCCCGUGCUUAUUUUUCCUCCACACUCCAUCUUGUCCUUCAUCACCUCUGUCUAUUCGUCUGUCAUCAGAAACCUACUCCCCGACCCACAUUAGUCUCUGUACCCCCACCCCCACAACUAGACUUGUUAGGCCAGACUUCCUAUUACCUUCCCUUGCUCCAUCUUUUCCCUUGUAACCCUUUUUGGCUCAAGCGCUUCAUCCGUGUCACUCCUCCGCAAGUUUACUUUCAUUUUUCUUGUUAUGUUGUUAUAUGUUUCCAUCAGGCCAUAACUUAUAAAAGCUUAUUUCUUUAUUCUAUCUUUUUUUUUUCAGAUGCAUUUUGCCUGCAUGUCUUCGUUUUUUUUUUAUUAUCGUAUCGCUUGUUUUUACAUUUCUCUUUUAUUUCCUGUCUGUACAACUCAGUUCAUGUUUUUCUUCAUAAUUCAACCAUUCUCUCACCAUGGCUCUGUUCUUCCCUUUGUUCCGAUAUAUUUAUCUUAAAGCUGUCUUUAUAUAUUCACCUAUUCCUCUACCUCUUUCACUACUCAUCUCUCUUUCACUACUUCUUUCUCUCUCUCUCUCUCUCUCUCUCUCUCUCUCUCUCUCUCUCUCGUAUACUAACCUUCUUCUUUUCUAUCACUCUAGCUAAUUUGGUCACAUCUUUCUUAAGAUGGAUAGCUGAAGAUAUUAACUUUUCUAGUGAUCUCAGACCGUCCAUGUUCUUUCAUUUCUUGGCUGACACAACAUAUCCAUUUGAACUUUACCUUAUACGUUUUACUCGGCGUUAA
Molecule: messenger RNA, 1950 nt
Organism: Acanthosepion pharaonis
Lineage: Eukaryota; Metazoa; Mollusca; Cephalopoda; Sepiida; Sepiidae
Source: the annotation of a GenBank genome assembly